Molecule: messenger RNA, 3912 nt
Organism: Saxophila tyrrhenica
Lineage: Eukaryota; Fungi; Ascomycota; Dothideomycetes; Mycosphaerellales; Extremaceae
Gene: RAD50
Product: DNA repair protein rad50
Exons: 1
Coding region: 1-3912 (1303 amino acids)
Biological process (GO): telomere maintenance via recombination; telomere maintenance via telomerase; double-strand break repair
Cellular component (GO): nucleus; Mre11 complex; condensed nuclear chromosome
Molecular function (GO): double-stranded telomeric DNA binding; single-stranded telomeric DNA binding; ATP hydrolysis activity
Source: RefSeq, a predicted model, not a curated record
AUGUCGAAGAUAGAGAAGCUCUCCAUCCUGGGAGUGCGCUCCUUCGACAAUGUCCGCUCCGAAACCAUCCAACUAUCGACACCUCUUACGCUCAUCGUCGGGCUAAAUGGAUCAGGAAAGACUACCAUCAUUGAGUGCCUCAAGUUUGCGACCACAGGAGAUAUGCCACCCAACACAAAGGUCGGAGGUGCCUUCAUCCAUGAUCCCAAGCUGUGUGGCGAGAAGGAGGUUCUGGCCCAGGUCAAAGUCUCCUUCAAAUCUACAGAAGGCCACCACAUGGUCUGCACCCGGAAUCUGCAACUUACGGUGAAGAAGCAAGCUAGAAGCAUGAAGAUGCUCGAAGGUGCUCUCAACAUUGUUCGCAACGGGGAGCGUGUUUCCAUGAGCUCCCGUGUUGCGGAGAUGAACACCAUGGUACCCCGAUACCUUGGAGUCUCGAAGGCUGUUCUGGACAGCGUCAUCUUCUGCCAUCAAGAGGAAUCGCUCUGGCCCCUUUCGGAACCGGCCAAGCUGAAGCAGCGAUUUGACGAAAUCUUUGAGGCUCUGAAGUACACCAAGGCCAUCGACACCAUCAAAGUGCUGGCCAAGCAACGCCGGGAGCAACUGGCUGUUCUCAAGGUUGAGGAGCAGCAUUGCCGGGCACUCAAGAACAAGGGCGAAGAGAAGCAGAAGCAAAUGUCGAAACUUGAUGAUGAAAUCACGUCACUGCGUGCGCAGAGCGAUGAGAAGAGUGCUCUCAUCGAGGAAGCAGCGAGCAACGCCGAAGCGGCAUGGAAGCAAGGCCAGGAGGCCAACCUCAUCGUGGGCGAUCUCAGGGGCAAGCGAAUCGAGCGGGACACGAAGCAAGAAAGCGUGCAGAAUCUGAGGAAGAAUCUCAACGAGAUGAGCGAGUCCGACGCGGACCUGCAGCGCAUGCUGGACCAGUACGAACAGGACGUGCAGGAUUACGAGAGGCGGCUAGAGGGCGAGAAGCGGAAGUGGCACGACCUCAACCAGGAGGUCCAGGCUACUCGCGGUCAGAUCAGCGCCAAGGAGCGGGAAUGCGGUUCCUAUGAAGCUCAGAAAGACACCCAAGAGCGUCAAAAGCAGAACCGCGAGACUCUGGUGAAGGAGACGGCUCGUGCUCACAGUAUUCGUGGCUUUGAUCUUGAUAUUGAUGACAAGCAAGUUCAAAACCUCAUGGAUCGCAUAAGCAAGAUGGCCAAAGACCAGAACGCUGCGUUUGAGCGGGCGAGGCGGGAAACUUCGGAGGAACUGCAGCGAGCUCAGAAGGCGCUCAGCGAGAUCAACGAGCAGAAGUCGGCGCUGAACCAGCGGAAGGAGAACUCACGUCAGAUCAUCGCGGGCUACGAUAAGAAGACCGCAGGGCUUCGCAGCAACGCAAACAGCAUCAACGUGGAUGAAGGAGCAAUCGCCACCAUGAAGUCGAAUGAGGCGGACAUCGAAGCGAAGAUCAAGAGCGCCAGGGACGAGGUGAGCAACGCAGACUGGAAGAGCAGUAUUGAGAGCCUGGAAGAACAGCUUCGCAAGCUGGACGAUCGCAAGGAGAAGCUGGACGCUGAGCUCGUGGAUGCUACGCGGCAAGCAGGUGACUCCGCGCAGCUCGACUUCGUUCGCAAAGAGCUUAAAGCCAGGCAAGAGAGCUUGGCCACCAUGAAGGGCGCACAUGGCGACAAGAUCAGCAAGAUGAUCGGCGAGACCUGGACGCCUGGCACCGUUGAAUCGGAUUUCGAACAGCUCGUCAAGCAGAAAGCGGCCAACGUCACUGAUGCGGAACGCCAGCGAGAGGGCACGAACCGCGAAAUGAGUCAAAUCAAUUACAAGCUGAACAACUGCACGACGGAACUCAAGGCCAAGCGGAAGGAGCUCAAGGCUACUGAAGCUGCUAUCCGGAAUGCUGUUGAUUGUGAGCCAGCUGAGUAUCCUGAAGAGGUUGAGAAGAUGGAGAAGAGCAGGGAUUUCGUCAAGGCUGAUGCAGACUCAUACUCCAAGGUUCUUGAGUACUUUGACUCUUGCGUCAAGCUCGCCAAGGAUCAUAACGGUUGCAAGACUUGCUCUCGUGCGUUUGCGAAUUCCAAGGAGCUUGACAAGAUGCUCAAGACCAUGGAGACGCAGAGGAAGAAGUUUGAGGUCAGCGACGACCUCCAGCAAGACCUAGCCAGUGUCGAGAAGGACCUGCAAGCUGCAAGGGCGGUCAGCUCCGACUUCGACACCUGGGAGCGGCUGAAGCACAAGGAGAUUCCCGCGCUCGAGAAGGAGGAGCAGCAACUCAGCACGAAACGUGAGCGCCUCAUUGAGCAGCUUGAGGAACAAGAUGGGAUUGUCAGUGAGCGAGAAGCGGCGAAGAGGGAUGUUGAGGGCAUGAGCAAGACGGUGCAGACAAUUGCUAAAUACAGCAACGAAAUCGCUGCCUACGAGAGCCAGACUGAAGAGCUUGUUGCAAAGCAAAAGUCUGCUGGUCGCUCACGUGGGCUUGAGAUCAUCCAGGAAGACAGCAAGAAGGCCAACGAGGAGUCAAGAGCAGUCAAGACCCAUCUCUCCAAGACCACCGGUGAUCGAGACCGAUCGGAGAAGAACAUCAACUCCAUGGAGCUGGAGUUCAGAGACCUGAAGAGCAAGCGGAGCACUGCGGAGUACCAGCUGAAAGACAAACAGAAGCUCGACCAGCAGAUUGAGGAGUACAGGGCGCUUGGUGUGGAGCAGCGUGAAGCGAUCAAGUCGAUUGACCAAGAGCUUCAAGGUCUGGGACCGCAGCUAUCGCAAGCUCAAGCUAAGCACGAUGACAUUUCUCGCCGCGGUGCUGACAAGGAUCGCGAGCUGCAGGCGGAAUACAACAAGCUGAACAACAGCGUCAAUCAGCUCACGUCGGCGGACAAGGAGAUUCAGGCUUACAUCGACAGAGGCGGAGAUCGGAAUCUGGAGCAUGCUAAGCGUGAUGUUGAGAACUUCAAGAAGGAGCUGUCUCGUUUGGAGGCGGAGCAGAGUGAGGUUGUAAAGCGGAUCAAAGGUCUCGACGAACAGCUGCGGAACCACUCUGAGACAAAGCGUGGCAUCGAGGACAACCAGCGUUUUCGCCACGAUCUUCGCGCCCUCAAGGAUGUUAGUGCUGAGAUCGAAGAGCUGGAAAAGCACAACGCCGAAGAGGAUAAGGCGAUGUACGACCGCGAAGGCAGCAAAUGGCAGAUGAAGCGCUACCAACUUUCGGCCGAGCACGCCAGUCUGGUCGGCUCUCUCAAGUCCAAAGACCAGCAGCUGGAUGAGCUGAUCAAGGAGUUCGAGACGGACUACGAUGGCGCCGGCAGGAAGUACAAGGAAGCGCACAUCAAGUCGGAGACCACCAAGGCCUGCGUGGAGGACCUGGGCCGGUACAGCGGCGCGCUCGACAAGGCCAUCAUGAAGUACCACUCGCUCAAGAUGGAGCAGAUCAACACCAGCAUCGAGGAGCUGUGGCGCAAGACGUACCAGGGCACGGACGUCGACACCAUUAUGAUCAAGAGCGAGAACGAGAACGCGAAGAGCAACAAGAGCUACAACUACCGCGUCGUCAUGGUCAAGCAGGACACGGAGAUGGACAUGCGCGGCCGUUGCUCCGCUGGGCAGAAGGUGCUGGCGUCCAUCAUCAUCCGUCUGGCGCUGGCGGAGAGCUUUGGCACCAACUGCGGGCUCAUUGCGCUGGAUGAGCCGACGACGAAUCUGGAUCGCGAGAACAUUGAGGCGCUGGCGAGGAGUUUGGCGGAGAUUGUGAAGGAGCGGCGGAAGCAGAAGAACUUCCAGCUGAUCAUUAUCACGCAUGACGAGGAGUUCUUGAAGGCGAUGGAGUGUAGUGAUUUCGCGGACAACUACUGGAGGGUCAGCAGGAAUGAGAAGCAGAAGAGUGUGAUUGAGAAGCAAAGCAUUGCGGAGGUGAUGUGA